CUCCUUGUCUCUCUCUCCUUGACUCCUUGUCUUACUCUCUUCUUGUGUCUCUUCUUGUUCUUUCCAUUCCUCUUAUCUUUCCGUGAUGGCUUGGAUAGAAGUGGAACAGAAAGUGUUCCUGUGUCCAGGUAUCCUACGAGGCGUGUACCAGAGUGAACACCUGUUUGAGUCCGACCACCAAUCAGGAGCCUGGUGUAAAGACCCAUUCCAGGCCUCUGAUAAGAUUUACUACAUGCCCUGGACUCCCUACCGCACGGACACUCUCACAGAGUACUCCUCCAAGGAGGACUUCAUCGCAGGACGACCGACGACCACGUACAAGCUGCCUCACCGUGUCGACGGGACCGGCUUCGUGGUCUACGACGGGGCUUUAUUCUUCAACAAGGAGCGGACGCGCAACAUCGUCAAGUUCGACCUCCGCACGCGGAUCAAGAGCGGCGAGGCCAUCAUCGCCAACGCCAACUACCACGACACGUCGCCGUACCGCUGGGGCGGCAAGUCGGACAUCGACCUCGCCGUCGACGAAAUGGGCCUCUGGGUUUUGUACGCCACGGAGACGAACAACGGACGAAUCGUGGUCUCGCAGCUCAACCCUUACACACUCCGCAUCGAAGGCUCCUGGGACACCACCUACGACAAGCGGACCGCCUCCAACGCCUUCAUGGUGUGCGGCGUGCUCUACGUGGUGAAGUCCGUCUACGAGGACGACGACAACGAGGCCACGGGGAACAAGAUAGAUUAUAUGUACAGCACCACCCAGAGUAAAGAAACCUUUGUGUCCAUCCAGUUCCCUAACUCUUACCAGUACAUAGCAGCAGUGGACUACAAUCCCAGAGACAAUCUGCUGUACGUCUGGAACAACUACCACGUAGUCAAAUACUUACUGGACUUCGGGAACAACGACAACAGAUUGGGACAGUCUCUAGACUACUUUAGUUCUGUGGGUUUGUGUAAGGACAGUCUCUAG
This is a messenger RNA of Oncorhynchus gorbuscha (pink salmon), 967 nucleotides long. RefSeq names its product adhesion G protein-coupled receptor L3-like. The record is from RefSeq and is a predicted model, not a curated record. Lineage: Eukaryota; Metazoa; Chordata; Actinopteri; Salmoniformes; Salmonidae. Bases 86 to 967 code for a protein of 293 amino acids. Gene Ontology annotation, biological process: signal transduction. The transcript is spliced from 4 exons.